Messenger RNA from Drosophila hydei, 2322 nucleotides. RefSeq names its product xenotropic and polytropic retrovirus receptor 1. Gene Ontology annotation, biological process: phosphate ion transport; cellular response to phosphate starvation. Gene Ontology annotation, cellular component: cytoplasm; Golgi apparatus; plasma membrane. The record is from RefSeq and is a predicted model, not a curated record. NCBI's taxonomy places the organism in Eukaryota, Metazoa, Arthropoda, Insecta, Diptera, Drosophilidae. Gene Ontology annotation, molecular function: inositol hexakisphosphate binding. The transcript has 5 exons. The coding region runs from base 134 to 2134 and encodes 666 amino acids.
AGUUGUCGAGACUCGAGUUGUGAUGUGAGAAAGAUGUCAGAAUUUGUUGAACUUGACGAGAGGAGAGAAUUUCAGCUAGCCUCAGCCAGAGAGCAGCGAGACGGAUGCGCUGCUUGAUUGGCCUAGGCGAACGAUGAAAUUUGGCAAGACCUUUGAGACGCACCUGACCAUAGAAUGGCGGCAGCAGUACAUGCGUUACACGGACUUGAAAACAUUGAUACGACGCGGCGUCGAAGGGGCCCCGACGGCCGAGAGUGGCGCCAGCGAUGCGGAAAUCAAUGCCUACUACAUUGCCUUCGAGGAGCAGUUCUUUACGGAGUGCCACCACGAGCUGACGCGCGUCAACAACUUCUUUCUGGAGAAGCUGGCCGAGGCGCGACGCAAGCAUGCCACACUCAAGCUACAAUUGCUGGCCACGGCCCGAGCGCCCGGACAUACGUUCAGCUCCUAUUCGCUGCAGAGCUCCCAGCGCCUGUCCUCGUUGGUCAGCUUGCGUGACAAUAAUAGCAGCAGCAAUCGGAAGUUGAUGACGCAGCGACAGCUGCGUAAUGCGUAUAGCGAAUACUAUUUGACGCUCGUCCUGCUCCAGAACUUUCAAUCACUGAACGAAACGGGCUUCCGUAAGAUCUGCAAGAAGUACGACAAGUAUUUGCGAUCGACCAGCGGUGGCGAUUGGGUCGAGCAAAACAUCAACUAUGCCGCCUUCACCGACCACCGACCACUCGAGAAACUGAUCAUCGACGUGGAGGAGUUGUAUACUCAUUAUCUGGCCGGGGGUGAUCGCUCCCGUGCGAUGACUAAGCUCCGAGUGCCGCCCCUUGGACAGCCCACGCCGCCUCGAAUGGUCUUUCGGGCGGGCCUGGCAUUAGGCAUGUUCAUCAUGUUGGCGUGCACAACGAUCUUCAGCUACAUCCGUAGGCCACCGGAGGAAAAUAAAAUAGAGGCGUUCAUUCGACUUUACCGUGGGCCGUUCACGUGGGUGAUCUUUAACUUCUUCAUGGCCGCCAACGUGGCUGGCUGGCAGCGAGCGGGCGUCAAUCACGUGCUAAUCUUUGAGAUCGACCCGCGCAGCCAUCUGCAGCCGGCGACAUUCCUCGAGAUUGCCUGCACCUUUGGCCUCCUGUGGACGCUCUCCAUGCUGGGCUUCCUCUUCCAUGACCUGAUCAAUGUGAACGAUCCAUUUGUGUUCCCACUGGCCCUGACCCUGAUUAUGAUAACGCUGCUGAUCAACCCACUGCCCAUUAUGAAUUGGCCCGCACGCUGGUGGACAAUGCGCCUGGUGGGUCGCGUGGUAACGGCGCCGUUGCAUUACGUGCGAUUUGCCGACUUUUGGAUGGGCGACCAAAUGAACUCGCUGGUCACCUGCAUGGCCGAUCAUUACUACAUUGUGCGCUUCUAUGCGAUAUGUUGGCUGCGAUAUGCGAACUUUAACUUCUGCUUCGAGGAGGACAUGUUCGUGCCGAUCUCCCGCUGUUUGCCCGCCUGGUUCCGCUUCGCCCAGUGCCUGAGACGUUUCCGCGACAGCGGCUCCAAAUCCGUUAGCUACCUGCUGAACGCUGGCAAAUAUUCGACAACAUUCUUCGUGGUCUUCUUCUCGACAAUGCGCGGUCGUACGGAUGAUGGUUAUGCGAAUACAUUUAGCAACCCGUAUACCUGGUUCUUCAUAUUGAGCUACAUUAUCUCCACAAUCUAUUGCUACGCUUGGGAUGUGAUGAAGGACUUUGGCAUAUUCAAGAUAUGGCGGGGGGAGCACUUGUUUCUCCGCGAAAAGCUAGUGUAUCCGCAAGCGGUCUAUUACUUUGUGAUAGUUGAGAAUCUCAUCUUACGCUGCUUCUGGGCCGUCGAGUUGGUUGUCCUCUAUCACAAACUAAUCACACCCUACAACAUCAAGACCUGUGCGAGCAUCCUCGAGAUCACGCGUCGCUUCAUCUGGAAUUACAUCAGACUGGAGAAUGAGCAUUUGUAUAAUUGCGGCAAAUUUCGCGCCACGCGUGACAUCCAUUUGGCCUCAUUGACCGCUCAGCAGGAGCGCAUGUUGGAGAACAUGAUGGGCGAGGCAGAUGGCGCAGAGCCAGGUGGCUCUUCUAAUCCGCGCACCAACGAGCGUCGCCGCCUUGACAAAGAAUACUUCUGAUGAAUCCCAACCAAGUACCUAACCUCCGUAUACCGAACCCUACUUCCCAGCUAUAACCAAUCACACAUUCUACUGCUGCCAUGUCAAUGAGUCUCCGUCAUCAUCGUCAUUGCUAUUUAAGCCAGUUCUUUAAUGAAUUCAAUUGUGCGAAUCGAACAAAAACGAAAAUAAAUAAAGUAACCGUUACC